AAGUUGAAAAGACAUCAGUCUCUCAUUGGUAGUAAAAGUAUAAUUACCAUAACUCCUCAAAAUGUAUAAGAUAUUCCUUUUCGCUGCUGUGGUCGCAACAGUCGCUGCGCGACCUCAACAAGGUCACAACCAACAUCAUGGUCACGGUCACGCCGUCUCCUCACAGAGCAUCGUACUGCACCACACUCACGAGACUAAACACCCUGUACACCACGAGGAACAUCAUGAAGAGCACCACGAGGAACAAGGCAAGAAACACGAACAGAACCACCAUGAUGAACACCAUUAUGAGCAGUACUACCAUGAUGACCACCACCACGAGCAGUACCAUCAUGAUGACAACCACCACGAGGAACAAUAUCAUGGAGGAAACCAUCACGAGGAACACCACGGCCACGCCUCCUCGUCACAGAGCAUCAAGCAGCACCACGGACAUGGCACCGAGAAGCACGUUGUCUACUAUUCUCACCCUAAAUAUGAAUUCGCCUACAAAGUGGAGGACCCUCACACCGGUGACAAGAAGUCUCAACACGAAGCUCGUGAUGGAGAUGUCGUGAAGGGCGUGUACAGUCUGCACGAGCCCGACGGUACUGUUAGGAUCGUGGAGUACCACGCUGACAAGAAGACUGGAUUCAACGCGAACGUGAAGUUCGUGGGUCAUGCCAAGCACAUCAUUCCUGAACACCACCACCACCACUGAUUCUGAUCUCAAUUAUUAGAUGACCUCAUUGUUGAACCCUACUUCUAAGUCAUUAUUUGUUGUCGUAAGACGUUUGUUAUAAAUGGAACAAUUAAAAUAUCUAUAAUCCCACUGAAUU
Messenger RNA from Spodoptera litura, 818 nucleotides. RefSeq lists its product as uncharacterized. NCBI's taxonomy places the organism in Eukaryota, Metazoa, Arthropoda, Insecta, Lepidoptera, Noctuidae. Gene Ontology annotation, cellular component: extracellular matrix. The record is from RefSeq and is a predicted model, not a curated record.